Molecule: messenger RNA, 987 nt
Organism: Talaromyces stipitatus ATCC 10500
Lineage: Eukaryota; Fungi; Ascomycota; Eurotiomycetes; Eurotiales; Trichocomaceae
Exons: 4
Coding region: 1-987 (328 amino acids)
Biological process (GO): nucleoside metabolic process
Molecular function (GO): catalytic activity
Source: RefSeq, a predicted model, not a curated record
AUGGAGACGUAUUCACAAAUCUCCCAGACCAUCUCAGCAGGAAGACAGUAUAGAGAGGUUGGAUUUCGCGCAUUAAGCACUUAUGCUCUGUCCGCUCGUACUAUCUUCGCAAUUCUCAUUGAAACGGAACAGAUUUUGUUCGUCCCAAAGACUUCCAUAAGAAUAAGGAUUCUAAGAAGGACGUUGCCGACACAGCCGCAAAGUGCUGACGGUUCAUCGCUACUGCAAGAGAUAUCUCUCGAGACCAUAACAGUCGCUAUAUUCUGCACUUUGCCAUACGAAGCCGCUGCUGUGAGGUACUGUCUCGAGGAAGACGAUCACUAUUCAGUUUCCAAAUCUCAGGUUUGCCAUGGUGGUCAGGGGCGCCCCAGGGAUCCCAAUUUCAAAACACGUUCGCCUUGGGGACGUUGUCGUCAGCGUUCCUCAGAUAACCACCUCGGUGUUGUUCAGUAUGAAUUUGGCAAGUAUGAAGAGGAUGGGUUUGAUCUCAAGGGAUGUCUCAACAAGCCUCCGUCCAUUCUACUGAGUGCGAGAUUACGGAGAGAAGCGCACUAUAGACGAUUCUAUGCCAAAUUACUGAGAAACCUGGGUUCAGUCGCCCAGGUAUCGAAGAUACCUUGUUUGACCGGAACUGUUCCCAUAUCAAUCAGGAGAAUGAUUGCCGCAAAUAUGAAGAAAUAUGUGGAAGGGAGGCUAUCCCCACAAGCACGAUACCAUCCAAUGGUACAUCGAGGUCUUAUACUUUCUGGUGGCGGUAUUAUCUCAAAUACAGUCGACCGAGAACGACUCCGUCGUGGGUAUAAAGAUUCGCUUUGCUAUGAAACAGAAGCUGUGGGUAUCAUGGAUGAGAUUCCAUGUCUAGUGAUCAGGGUCGUAGAACGAGCGAGGGUUGAGCCCUAUACUAAUCGGUUCGAAACUAAACGCCUCGGAGCAAGUCAAUCGGAGCAGCCAAAUUCUGGAAUAUCCCGUUUACCAACUCUUUGCUAG